This is a messenger RNA of Anarrhichthys ocellatus (wolf-eel), 4937 nucleotides long. RefSeq names its product rho guanine nucleotide exchange factor 26. The transcript has 15 exons. The record is from RefSeq and is a predicted model, not a curated record. Gene Ontology annotation, molecular function: protein binding; guanyl-nucleotide exchange factor activity. NCBI's taxonomy places the organism in Eukaryota, Metazoa, Chordata, Actinopteri, Perciformes, Anarhichadidae. Bases 378 to 3377 code for a protein of 999 amino acids. Gene Ontology annotation, biological process: activation of GTPase activity.
CCAUCCCUCCCUCCUUCUUCUUCCUCCUCCUCCUCAUAGAAACUGUGCAACUCACAGAGAGCAGCGCUUCAGACGCGCUCACCGCCGCGCACACGAGUUUCCAGUCGACCACAUAAUACUUCCCAGUGACUUGGCGGCUCCGACUUUGGUUUCACAAACUUCACUUGGACUCGACACCAUGCUGGAUUAAGCCCACUGACCGUUGUUAUUCGACCAGAGGAGGUUUGUUUUACGACAGCGCAGGUACAAUGACCGCAUUCUGCAGCAGAUCCACUGAUUAGAGGGGUGAGAUCCGUUUUCUACAGGACUGCAGUGUUUGCACUGUGACCUGUUGGUUUGGACACGGACAGUGAAGAGGUCACAGGCAAUCUAGCACCAUGGAUAUCGGCAACGAUGUGGAUCUGUCCAAUAAAAACAUCACCCCAUUGUGGAGAUGCCGCACAGACAAUUAUAAACCCCCCCAGGACUCAAGCAAACCAAAACCGCGACCCCUCAGUUACCACAUAAAUGGGGUCAUGACGACGGACUUCCCUGUGGAGGACAAGAAGUGUUCCUUCACCUUGAGCCAACCUGCUGAAAGGCUGGUGGUCACUCCCCCGAGUUGGGGCAAGAAAACUACGGUGUUGAAGCACGUUCUGCACAAACCCUCCAGGAAAUCCAGAGUUGUCCGAAGCAUUAGCAUCGGGCACUUCUCCAACAGACUCUUCUCACUGUCAAAAUUUAGGUCUGACGAUGGCAGAUCCGCCUCACUGGACAAUAGAGUGUGUAAUGGAGACGGGCAGAAAACCAGCAAUAGGGUGACAGUAUGGCAGGAAAAGCAUCUCCAGGACCCCCAGAAACGCAUGUCCAGCCCGUUCAGCUUGCGCUCACGGAAAGACCAGAAAGCAUUUGAGAUGAGUUCACCCUCAUCUGAAGCUGUUCUUAACUCUUCUCCUGUCCUGUCUCCACACACUCCUAACAACAACAACAACAACUACAACUCCCAAGAACUCUCCUCCCUUUUGUCUGCAUCCAGCCCCUCUCCUCCAGCCCGGCGUACCCCUACCCCCUCCCACAGCUCCACGUCCAGCAUCCCCUCCCUCUCUUCCCUUACCUCCUCAGACCCCCCGACCCCACGCUCCCCGUCGCCAGCGGACAGAGGACAAGCGCUCGUUAGAACGUCCUCAUUGUCGCCUGACUCCUCACAGAACACCAGGCAUGCGUCUUUCUCUUCUUCCAUCUCCUCAACCUCAGCUUGUUCCUCACUUUCCCCAUCUAUCUCUCCCUCCCCCUCCAUCGUCCUCAGCACCCAUAGCCCCGCUGCCCUGAAGAUGGGCACCCAGCAGCUAAUUCCCAAGGGUUUGGCAUCCGAUAUUCGGCAAAGCAAGGUGCCGCCCCCUGAGCCGCAAGGCCAAGGUUUAACAGGGCUGCUGGGGUUGGAUAAUUCCAAGCGAGCGUUGAAAGCCCUCAGCAUGGUAGAAACAGGAACCUACUUUUCUACAGGAGGGGGUCAAGCUGAGGGGACAGAUGGGGAAACUGAGAGCACGGGGACACUACAAAGAGGCCUGAGGAGUACUUCCUAUCGGAGGGCAGUUGUGGAGAGUGGAGUAGACUUAGAGGUCCCAUCGGUAGAUCCCAAGGCCCAUCGGUUGUCCCAGCCUGUCAUCAGAUGGCUAGAUGAGGAUAAGACGGCUUCACCAGUCAGCCCAGCAAGUCCUGGAACUGCAAAGCCCUCCAGCCCUGGGACACUCAAACUUGCCGGCCCUGGGACACCCAAAUCAGCCAUCUCCAGGAUUACAAAGCCUGCUAGCCCUAGGACUGCAAAGCCUACCAGCACGGGGAAAAACAAGAGUGCAGACAAGAAGAAAGUUUUAACCCAUCAGCGGACGUUUGACAGCGAGGAGGAGGAGCUGUACCAGAACUACCAGGAGAAGGCCUUGCAUAAUGACUCAGAUGAGGAUGCCGACUCCAGAGAACCCAAACCCGAUAACGGCAUCGUGGUGCAGUACAGACCUAUACGCACCUCCUGGAGCCAACUCAGCGUGGUGAAGAAAAGUGGUCUUUCUGACCGGAUGAAUCAGGAGGAACGCAAAAGACAAGAGGCCAUUUUUGAGGUGAUCUCGUCGGAGCACUCUUACCUCCACAGUCUGGAGAUCCUGAUCCGCAUGUUCAAGAACUCCGCGGAGCUCAGCGAGGCCAUGACCAAGACCGAACACCACCACCUCUUCUCCAACAUCGCCGACGUCUGUGAGGCUAGCAAAAAGUUCUUUAAGGAAUUGGAGGAGAGACACCAACAGAACAUUGUCAUCGACGACAUCAGCGACAUCGUUGAUAAGCAUGCUCAGUCCAACUUCGAUCCCUUUGUCACAUAUUGCUCCAACGAGGUCUACCAGCAAAGAACCCUGCAGAGGCUAGUGUCCAAGAAUCCCAUUUUUAAGGAGGUACUGACCAGGAUAGAGAGCCACCCAGACUGCAGGAACCUCCCCAUGAUCUCCUUCCUUAUCCUGCCCAUGCAGAGGAUCACGCGCCUCCCCCUACUCAUGGAUACAAUUUGUCAGAAGACACCUAAAGACUCCACACAAUACGAAGAGUGUAAGAAGGCUUUACAAGCAGUCAGCAAGGUGGUAAGAAAGUGUAAUGAGGGAGCUCGCACAAUGGAAAGAACAGAGAUGAUGUAUACCAUCAACUCUCAGCUGGAGUUCAAGAUCAAGCCCUUCCCGCUGGUCUCCUCCUCCAGGUGGAUGGUAAAGAGAGGAGAAUUGACGGCAUUUGUGGAGGACAACGGCAUCUUCCUCAAGCGGACAUCACGGCAACAAGUCUAUUUCUUCCUCUUCAAUGACGUCUUCAUUGUCACUAGGAAGAAGAGCGAGGAGAGUUACACUGUGAUCGACUACGCGCUGAGGGACCAGAUCUGGGUGGGUUCCUGCCAGCCCGAGGAUCUCAACCUGUCACCGGUCAGAAGCACCGCCAGCAUGCUGAGCUCACGGCAAGCUGGCGCCAACCAUUUUUUCCGUCUGCGUUUCCGAAGCAACCACUCCGGCGAAACGGUGCCCAUGGUCCUGGGGACGGAGCUGCUGAAUGAGCGUGCUCGAUGGAUCAGCGCCCUGGGCCAGAAUGUCAACAACAACAACAAGAGUCAGGACAGAACCAAUGUCAUGCAGGUGGAGGUGAUCAGAACUUACACAGCCAAGCAGCCAGACGAGUUGUCCCUGCAGGUGGCUGAUGUGGUGCUGGUCUCGCAGACUGUAGAGGAUGACUGGUAUGAAGGCGAGCGACUGCGCGACGGAGAAAGGGGGUGGUUCCUCGCCGAGUGUGCCGAACCAAUCACGUGCCAGGCCACCAUCGAGCGCAACAUGCAGAGGAUGGACCGCCUGCAGGGGUUGGAGACCAACGUAUGAGCCCGGUGCUUAAAACCACAGAGGGCUUUUUUUCUUCUCAGCUGGUAGUGAUCCUUUGACUCACCAGUGAACUUCCUUUUUUUAAGAAGCAAACCCAAACAAAUGAGUUCAGUAACCACAUCAGUGACCUGCCUUCAGGGACCAAGUGGACCAGAUGAAGACGUAGUUCUUAAGACUUCAGCUCAGCGUCCACUAAAUAUCAGGCAUACUGUCGGAGUUUAGAAGCGAACACGAGAUGUCCUUAACUGCUGAUUGGUCCCUGUGUGGGUGGGAUCUGUCACAAUAAUUACCCGGUUGGUGAGAAGACUUCACACCCACUGCCAGAGUCACUCCUUUCAACACCACGCUACUUACAACUUUUGGUGUGAAAUGUGUAAAUGUACAUUUUUUUUUUUUUUUUUUUUGCGUUAGUGAUGUACUAUGUAACAAUUGGAACUACAGUAUCGCCAUAGGAGGUAAAGUAGACCAAAUAGUGUAGAGAUGACGGCAGCCUGAUGUGUGCUCUGUUCAUGACGAUCAUCAGGCCGUGUAACUAGGAGCUUUGCCAGUAACAAUGCAACUAUGAAGAUGUUGGUUGUGAAAGGGAUAAUGAGGCAAGACGGUGGGAUUGGCAGCUUCUUUACAGUGCGUGGGUUAGUGUAGAACAGAUGCUACUUCAGCAGCAUCCGAUAGCAAGUGAAACUAUUACCAUGAUGUUUACAAGAAGAUAUACAGAAGGGUGUACGUUGAGCUGCAGAAUAAACAAAUGCUACUUGUCUGAAGCCCAUGGAACUGUGUCAACAGAAUAAGUCAUUAAUUGAAUAUUACAGUUCGAGGUAUAAUCUCAUGACAUCAUCACACGGGUUAAGUAUCUGUCCUCUACCUUGCUGUUUGUCACCAGUUAAUGUCACCGCCGUGAAUCAGACUCUACAUUUGUGUCACAGAUCCCAUUUUUCUCUCCACCCACUCAAUGAUUUGGACAGCCUGAAAUAUCACGCACCCUAGAGGCCAGCCAGCGGUGUAAAUAUAAAUAUCCCCCCCCCCCCCAGGAUUUAUAUCUGAUGUCAGGCGUGCUGAAUUAAUUUGUGCGUGCCGAUGGUUUGACCGGAAGAGAAGAGCGCCCCUGCUUUUAAUGCGAUAGUCCAGCGUGAGUCAUCUUUUUUUUUUUUUUUUAAGUGUUGCAAUGCCCAGCCAAUGGAAAUGAAUGGCUUGGUCAGAGGGGCCAGAGCGCCAUCCAUCAAGCCCCACUGCUCCGGCCCCAGCCGGAAUGACAACCUCAACUGGCGAGGUAUGACGGUAGCGGGCAGAGCACCCAGAGGGAAGGACAUGGGUAUCCGGACGGAGCUUUGCAUUUGCACUCAGGGAAAAUUAGCUCUGCGAUACCACACAUAAGCAUGAAUUGAUCUUUAUUUCAAAUCACUUUCUGUACUUAUAACUAUUGUAAAUCAUGUCUACAUGUAAAUAUGUAAAGCAGCCUCCAAUUGUAACAUACGUUUGCCAAGAUACAGAUUUAUAUUGUAGAAACUUGUUCAGUCAACCUUUAUAUAUUUCAGCCACUAAAAAAAUAAAAGCUUAAUUGCC